Molecule: messenger RNA, 1062 nt
Organism: Brachypodium distachyon (stiff brome)
Lineage: Eukaryota; Viridiplantae; Streptophyta; Magnoliopsida; Poales; Poaceae
Exons: 2
Coding region: 1-1062 (353 amino acids)
Source: RefSeq, a predicted model, not a curated record
AUGGCGGGGGAGAGGGAGCUGAAGCUGUUCCACAAGUCGGAGAGGAACAUGUUCCGGAGGCUGGUGCUGGACCUGGGCCAGGAGGCGAUCUGCAUGCGGUGGGUGAUCGCGCUGUGGCUCUACUUCGAGUCGGUGGGCCACGACGACUUCAUCCACCGCCUGGCCGCCAUGCCGGCCCCCGUCCUGGGCCGCUUCGUCCACGAGGCCAUGUCCUGCCUCGCCGCCCUCGCCGACCGCGUCCUCCCCGGCGCCUGCACGACCCUGCGCUGCACCAACGCGCUGCUCAAGCGCCCCAUCGACGGCGGCGUCGGCUACUUCGAGGAGCACCGUGACGCGGUCAUGGCCGGGGUCAACCCCCUCUACAAGGACGUCUGCUGCGUCGUGCUCGACGACGAACUCGUCGCGGACGACGACGCCGCGCUCCUGCUUCCGGCCACCGAAGCGGACCUGUUCCGUGACCUCGUGCGCGCCACCGCCGGACAGCCCGUGGCGGCCGCCGGGUUCGCGGCAGGCGGCCACGCUGCUGCUUCUUCUUCUGCUGCUGCUCCGCCGGCGCCUGCGGCGAGGAUGUCGACUCUGCGCGCCGCGGCCGAGCCGUGGUGCCCAGCGCCGAUGCCGGCGCCAGAUCAGUGGCAGCCAGUGCGGAUGGCACCGAGGCAGGCGCCGGUCCAGCAAGAGUGGCAGCCGGUGCAAGAGUGGCAGCCAGUGCCGGUCCCAGACUGGCAGCAAGUACUCCCGCCGGUGCAGCAGGCGCAGCUGCCCGAGGAUCACCGGUCGCUGUUCGCCACCUUCUCCAGAGGAUACCCCCUCACCAAGGAGGAAAUCUUGGACUUCUUCGAAACGGAGUUCGGGCCGUGCGUGGAGGACGUGAAGAUGGAGAAGCCGGCGGAGGGGAAGACGCCGAUGUACGCGAGGGUGGUGCUGAGGAGCCAGGACAUGAUCCCGGUGGUGCUGGAGGGGAACGAGACGGCCAAGUAUGUCAUCAACAAGAGGCACCUCUGGAUCAGGGUCUACGUGCCCAACAACAGGCACUCCUCCUCCAACUCCUCCCUGCAUGACUGA